CAGGAUUGGCUGUUGAGGAUCACAUGUGCCUCCUGAUGAUAAAGUCAGACGGCGUGAGCAGGAGUAGACGGAUGGACGUACGGCAGGAUUAAACAGGUGAGAUCAGCUGAUCUGUCCGUGGUUUCAGACUGUCCUCGGAUUUCAUGUUUGAGAAAAACCUUCAGUGUUUGUGCGCCGUGUUAAAAUCAGCUGUUCUGACAACAAACAGUCUACUGUAAGAGAGAGAGAGAGAGUCUGUGUGUGUGUCUGUGUGUGUUUACUCGCUGUUAAGCAAAGCAAAUCAAACACACGCUGACCUCUGACCCCUGUGACGAACCAAUCACAGCAGGCUCAGACCACUGUGAUUGUGUCAGAAAUUAUGACUGUUGGAGUGAAAAAAGGAGAGAAAUUCAGACUGAGACCGAGAGUCAACGAGUAUGAGCGUAACAGGUCAGAGUCAACGAGUGUGAGCGUAACAGGUCAGAGUGUAACAGGUCAGAGUCAACGAGUGUGAGUGUAACAGGUCAGAGUGUAACAGGUCAGAGUCAACGAGUGUGAGCGUAACAGGUCAGAGUGUAACAGGUCAGAGUCAACGAGUGUGAGCGUAACAGGUCAGAGUCAAUGAGUGUGAGUGUAACAGGUCAGAGUGUAACAGGUCAGAGUCAACGAGUGUGAGUGUAACAGGUCAGAGUCAACGAGUGUGAGUGUAACAGGUCAGAGUCAACGAGUGUGAGUGUAACAGGUCAGAGUGUAACAGGUCAGAGUCAACGAGUGUGAGUGUAACAGGUCAGAGUCAACGAGUGUGAGUGUAACAGGUCAGAGUCAACGAGUGUGAGUGUAACAGGUCAGAGUGUAACAGGUCAGAGUCAACGAGUGUGAGCGUAACAGGUCAGAGUCAAAGAGUGUGAGUGUAACAGGUCAGAGUCAACGAGUGUGAGCGUAACAGGUCAGAGUGUAACAGGUCAGAGUCAACGAGUGUGAGUGUAACAGGUCAGAGUGUAACAGGUCAGAGUCAACGAGUGUGAGUGUAACAGGUCAGAGUCAAUGAGUGUGAGUGUAACAGGUCAGAGUCAAUGAGUGUGAGUGUAACAGGUCAGAGUGUAACAGGUCAGAGUCAACGAGUGUGAGUGUAACAGGUCAGAGUCAACGGGUGUGAGCAUAACAGGUCAGAGUUAACGUGUGAGUGUAACAGGUCAGAGUCAACGAGUGUGAGUGUAACAGGUCAGAGUCAACGAGUGUGAGUGUAACAGGUCAGAGUGUAACAGGUCAGAGUCAACGAGUGUGAGCAUAACAGGUCAGAGUCAACGAGUGUGAGUGUAACAGGUCAGAGUCAACGAGGCAACGAAUGUGAGUGUAACAGGUCAGAGUCAACGAGUGUGAGUGUAACAGGUCAGAGUGUAACAGGUCAGAGUUAACGAGUCAACGAAUGUGAGUGUAACAGGUCAGAGUCAACGAGUGUGAGUGUAACAGGUCAGAGUCAAUGAAUGUGAGUGUAACAGGUCAGAGCGUAACAGGUCAGAGUCAACGAGUGUGAGUGUAACAGGUCAGAGUCAACGAGUCAACGAGUGUGAGUGUAACAGGUCAGAGUCAACGAGUGUGAGCGUAACAGGUCAGAGUCAACGAGUGUGAGUGUAACAGGUCAGAGCGUAACAGGUCAGAGUCAACGAGUGUGAGUGUAACAGGUCAGAGUUAACGAGUCAACGAGUGUGAGUGUAACAGGUCAGAGUGUAACAGGUCAGAGUCAACGGGUGUGAGCGUAACAGGUCAGAGUUAACGUGUGAGUGUAACAGGUCAGAGUCAACGAGUGUGAGCGUAACAGGUCAGAGUCAACGAGUGUGAGCGUAACAGGUCAGAGUCAACGAGUGUGAGCGUAACAGGUCAGAGUCAACGUGUGAGUGUAACAGGUCAGAAUCAACGAGUGUGAGCGUAACAGGUCAGAGCGUUACAGGUCAGAGUCAACGAGUGUGAGCGUAACAGGUCAGAGUCAACGAGUGUGAGUGUAACAGGUCAGAGUGUAACAGGUCAGAGUCAACGAGUGUGAGCGUGACAGGUCAGAAUCAACGAGUGUUAGUGUAACAGGUCAGAGUCAACGAGUGUGAGCGUAACAGGUCAGAGCGUUACAGGUCAGAGUCAACGAGUGUGAGCGUAACAGGUCAGAGUCAAUGAGUGUGAGUGUAACAGGUCAGAGUCAAUGAGUGUGAGUGUAACAGGUCAGAGUCAACGAGUGUGAGUGUAACAGGUCAGAGUGUAACAGGUCAGAGUUAACGUGUGAGUGUAACAGGUCAGAGUCAACGAGUGUGAGUGUAACAGGUCAGAGUCAACGAGUGUGAGUGUAACAGGUCAGAGUGUAACAGGUCAGAGUCAACGAGUGUGAGCAUAACAGGUCAGAGUCAACGAGUGUGAGUGUAACAGGUCAGAGUCAACGAGGCAACGAAUGUGAGUGUAACAGGUCAGAGUCAACGAGUGUGAGUGUAACAGGUCAGAGUGUAACAGGUCAGAGUUAACGAGUCAACGAAUGUGAGUGUAACAGGUCAGAGUCAACGAGUGUGAGUGUAACGGGUCAGAGUCAAUGAAUGUGAGUGUAACAGGUCAGAGCGUAACAGGUCAGAGUCAACGAGUGUGAGUGUAACAGGUCAGAGUCAACGAGUCAACGAGUGUGAGUGUAACAGGUCAGAGUCAACGAGUGUGAGCGUAACAGGUCAGAGUCAACGAGUGUGAGUGUAACAGGUCAGAGCGUAACAGGUCAGAGUCAACGAGUGUGAGUGUAACAGGUCAGAGUUAACGAGUCAACGAGUGUGAGUGUAACAGGUCAGAGUGUAACAGGUCAGAGUCAACGGGUGUGAGCGUAACAGGUCAGAGUUAACGUGUGAGUGUAACAGGUCAGAGUCAACGAGUGUGAGCGUAACAGGUCAGAGUCAACGAGUGUGAGCGUAACAGGUCAGAGUCAACGAGUGUGAGCGUAACAGGUCAGAGUCAACGUGUGAGUGUAACAGGUCAGAAUCAACGAGUGUGAGCGUAACAGGUCAGAGCGUUACAGGUCAGAGUCAACGAGUGUGAGCGUAACAGGUCAGAGUCAACGAGUGUGAGUGUAACAGGUCAGAGUGUAACAGGUCAGAGUCAACGAGUGUGAGCGUGACAGGUCAGAAUCAACGAGUGUUAGUGUAACAGGUCAGAGUCAACGAGUGUGAGUGUAACAGGUCAGAGUGUAACAGGUCAGAGUCAACGAGUGUGAGCGUAACAGGUCAGAGUGUAACAGGUCAGAGUCAACGAGUGUGAGCGUAACAGGUCAGAGUCAAUGAGUGUGAGUGUAACAGGUCAGAGUGUAACAGGUCAGAGUCAACGAGUGUGAGUGUAACAGGUCAGAGUCAACGAGUGUGAGUGUAACAGGUCAGAGUCAACGAGUGUGAGUGUAACAGGUCAGAGUGUAACAGGUCAGAGUCAACGAGUGUGAGCGUAACAGGUCAGAGUCAACGAGUGUGAGUGUAACAGGUCAGAGUCAACGAGUGUGAGUGUAACAGGUCAGAGUGUAACAGGUCAGAGUCAACGAGUGUGAGCGUAACAGGUCAGAGUCAACGAGUGUGAGUGUAACAGGUCAGAGUCAACGAGUGUGAGUGUAACAGGUCAGAGUGUAACAGGUCAGAGUCAACGAGUGUGAGUGUAACAGGUCAGAGUGUAACAGGUCAGAGUCAACGAGUGUGAGUGUAACAGGUCAGAGUCAAUGAGUGUGAGUGUAACAGGUCAGAGUCAAUGAGUGUGAGUGUAACAGGUCAGAGUGUAACAGGUCAGAGUCAACGAGUGUGAGUGUAACAGGUCAGAGUCAACGGGUGUGAGCAUAACAGGUCAGAGUUAACGUGUGAGUGUAACAGGUCAGAGUCAACGAGUGUGAGUGUAACAGGUCAGAGUCAACGAGUGUGAGUGUAACAGGUCAGAGUGUAACAGGUCAGAGUCAACGAGUGUGAGCAUAACAGGUCAGAGUCAACGAGUGUGAGUGUAACAGGUCAGAGUCAACGAGGCAACGAAUGUGAGUGUAACAGGUCAGAGUCAACGAGUGUGAGUGUAACAGGUCAGAGUGUAACAGGUCAGAGUUAACGAGUCAACGAAUGUGAGUGUAACAGGUCAGAGUCAACGAGUGUGAGUGUAACAGGUCAGAGUCAAUGAAUGUGAGUGUAACAGGUCAGAGCGUAACAGGUCAGAGUCAACGAGUGUGAGUGUAACAGGUCAGAGUCAACGAGUCAACGAGUGUGAGUGUAACAGGUCAGAGUCAACGAGUGUGAGCGUAACAGGUCAGAGUCAACGAGUGUGAGUGUAACAGGUCAGAGCGUAACAGGUCAGAGUCAACGAGUGUGAGUGUAACAGGUCAGAGUUAACGAGUCAACGAGUGUGAGUGUAACAGGUCAGAGUGUAACAGGUCAGAGUCAACGGGUGUGAGCGUAACAGGUCAGAGUUAACGUGUGAGUGUAACAGGUCAGAGUCAACGAGUGUGAGCGUAACAGGUCAGAGUCAACGAGUGUGAGCGUAACAGGUCAGAGUCAACGAGUGUGAGCGUAACAGGUCAGAGUCAACGUGUGAGUGUAACAGGUCAGAAUCAACGAGUGUGAGCGUAACAGGUCAGAGCGUUACAGGUCAGAGUCAACGAGUGUGAGCGUAACAGGUCAGAGUCAACGAGUGUGAGUGUAACAGGUCAGAGUGUAACAGGUCAGAGUCAACGAGUGUGAGCGUGACAGGUCAGAAUCAACGAGUGUUAGUGUAACAGGUCAGAGUCAACGAGUGUGAGCGUAACAGGUCAGAGCGUUACAGGUCAGAGUCAACGAGUGUGAGCGUAACAGGUCAGAGUCAAUGAGUGUGAGUGUAACAGGUCAGAGUCAAUGAGUGUGAGUGUAACAGGUCAGAGUCAACGAGUGUGAGUGUAACAGGUCAGAGUGUAACAGGUCAGAGUUAACGUGUGAGUGUAACAGGUCAGAGUCAACGAGUGUGAGUGUAACAGGUCAGAGUCAACGAGUGUGAGUGUAACAGGUCAGAGUGUAACAGGUCAGAGUCAACGAGUGUGAGCAUAACAGGUCAGAGUCAACGAGUGUGAGUGUAACAGGUCAGAGUCAACGAGGCAACGAAUGUGAGUGUAACAGGUCAGAGUCAACGAGUGUGAGUGUAACAGGUCAGAGUGUAACAGGUCAGAGUUAACGAGUCAACGAAUGUGAGUGUAACAGGUCAGAGUCAACGAGUGUGAGUGUAACGGGUCAGAGUCAAUGAAUGUGAGUGUAACAGGUCAGAGCGUAACAGGUCAGAGUCAACGAGUGUGAGUGUAACAGGUCAGAGUCAACGAGUCAACGAGUGUGAGUGUAACAGGUCAGAGUCAACGAGUGUGAGCGUAACAGGUCAGAGUCAACGAGUGUGAGUGUAACAGGUCAGAGCGUAACAGGUCAGAGUCAACGAGUGUGAGUGUAACAGGUCAGAGUUAACGAGUCAACGAGUGUGAGUGUAACAGGUCAGAGUGUAACAGGUCAGAGUCAACGGGUGUGAGCGUAACAGGUCAGAGUUAACGUGUGAGUGUAACAGGUCAGAGUCAACGAGUGUGAGCGUAACAGGUCAGAGUCAACGAGUGUGAGCGUAACAGGUCAGAGUCAACGAGUGUGAGCGUAACAGGUCAGAGUCAACGUGUGAGUGUAACAGGUCAGAAUCAACGAGUGUGAGCGUAACAGGUCAGAGCGUUACAGGUCAGAGUCAACGAGUGUGAGCGUAACAGGUCAGAGUCAACGAGUGUGAGUGUAACAGGUCAGAGUGUAACAGGUCAGAGUCAACGAGUGUGAGCGUGACAGGUCAGAAUCAACGAGUGUUAGUGUAACAGGUCAGAGUCAACGAGUGUGAGCGUAACAGGUCAGAGCGUUACAGGUCAGAGUCAACGAGUGUGAGCGUAACAGGUGUGAGCGUAACAGGUCAGAGUCAACGAGUGUGAGCCUAACAGGUCAGAGUCAACGAGUGCGAGUUUAACAAGUCAGAGUCAAUGAGCCAGCCAGCAGGGGGAGCUCUAAAAGGUUGUGAUGUUAUUUUAGGGGGGCUGUGGUGGUCUCCAGACUCUACAGUUGAUGGGCUAUCUCCUCUGCAGGUCAACAUGGAUACCAUUAGAGGUCAUUUACAACAGGUGAGAUACGCCCCCACACGACAAGUCCUUCCUCUCCUUACCUGUAACCAUAGUAACACCUGUCCUCUCUCUGCAGUCUACUUCCGUGCCACUCCAGCGUUCACUGGCCGUAUUCGAUCAGAUGGAGGAGGAGGAGGGGGGAGGAGCUUCAAGGUUGGAGCUGAGGUUUGUGACAGCAGAGGCAGAUGAGGAGGUGGAGGCGGAGCCUGGCAGUGACAUCACAGCGUUGAUGCUGAGGCACCAUCAAGACAAACGUAAAGCCUGUGCAUUUCUGUGUGUGUGUGGAGUUAUCACCUUCACAGCAGGUACACACACACACACAAACACACACACUCACACAUGUAACACUGACAAGCCUGAUUGGUUGGCUGAUGUGUGGGCGUGGUCUAUUUUUUUUACAGCAUUCUUAUUGGCCUAUGCAGUUUUUAGUGGAUGUUACCACUGUUCCAAAGAAGGAGGGCAAAAGAAUGAAGAUGGACAGCCAGGAGGUGGAGCUAAACCACCGCCAGAGGGAGGGGCGGGGUUUUACCUGGGGGACCUGAGGGUGAUGAUGAAGAGGUUGCUGCAAGAUGAAGAUAUUUUCAACACAGUCAGGUACCGAUUACUAAAGAUUCGCUGGUUUUAGGUAAUUUUGAUGGUUAAAAAAAAAACAUUAAAAAUAUAAUUAAAAAAACAAAAGUGCAGUGACAACAUGUCAAAGGUUUUCUUAUUCAUCUCCUCUUAACGAGUGUCUCCGUUUGUCCUCCAAGUCGAGUCAGCAGAGCGAAUCAUCCUCCGGGCUCUUCAGAGGGGACGUCUUUGGCCUCAGAGAUCCUGGGACGCUUCAGAAAUCUACAGAUGGAUCACACCUGGACCGAGUCUCUGUACGCCACACUGCAGUUCCCUGACAGGUAGGUCAGUGUCAGCAGGUCUUUCAGAGCUUGGUGACAGAGCACACACCUGUCACCUGUUACCCCCAAUUUCCACCUUCAUCCUGACCGUCUCCUAAAAGGUCGUAUCCUCCGAUCGUAGCUGAUCGUAACCAUUCAAGUUAACGUGUCAAUUUACACCGACUUCUCUCCGUUCCUCUGCGGAUCGCCGGACUCCAAAGCUGAUCGUGGGAGUUCUAUUAUUUCUUGACGCUGGAGCAUGGCGGAUAAAUUCCGCCAUGAAAUUGGUCUCACCAACAGAUCUGGUAGGAAUUGGCGUAUGGCGAAAACCGCUGCCGUUCCGGAUGUGGUGGAAAUCCCGGGUUAGUCUCUCUGCUGUCUUGCAGGUCUCAGAAGAGCUCCCUGUGGCUGGUGAACUCUGAAGGACUGAUCCUUGAACAGAUUCUUCUGAACCCCUUUGACUUCUGUCCCUACAGCGCCACAGGAAGUAUCAUGGUGAGGCAAAGGGGCUGGAUGUUUAUUACCAUGGUAACACAGCGAUCUUUACCUGCCUCUCUCUCUCUGCAGGGGGGCGUGGUCUAUGCAAACUAUGGCCGUCCUCAGGAUUUUAAAUGGCUGGAGAGUACGGGCGUGUCUAUGGUCGGCUGUGUGGUGGUGAUGCGUGUGGGGGGCGGGGUCAGUUUUGCUGAGAAGGUCUGGUUGGCUGAGAGUUACAGGGCGGGCGGAGCUUUGAUAUACCCUGACCCUGCUGAUCUGCCCCAGGACCCCCGACGCCUUGGACUGAGCACACACACCGCUGUGUCUGAACAUGUAACAAACACAUACCUGCACACAAACACACAGAUUUUCUGCUCCCUCUGACCAAUCAGCAUCUCUCUUUGCUUUGUCCAAUCACAGGUCCAUCUGGGGUCAGGAGACCCCUUUACCCCGGGUUUUCCCUCCUUUAAUCAUACCCAGUUCCCACCCAUCCAGUCUUCUGGCCUGCCACUCAUCCCAGCUCUGCCAAUCAGUGCCUCUGUGGCUGCCAAGCUGCUUAGGUAAGCCCCGCCCCCUAGUUACCUGUCCAGGUGUUUUGUGAACUCAAUAUAUGUCUCUGUGUUUCAGUCAGCUGUCUGGGCCAUCCUGUCCUCCAUCAUGGCGGGUACGGCUGCCGUACGUGCGCUGCGUGGUCGGUCCAGGCCUCAGCUCUGGACGCAGAGUCAAGAUGUCGGUUCACAACGUCAUGACGCCAGUCCUGCUCAACAACAUCUUCUCCUCUCUGGAAGGCCGCGUGGAACCAGGUAUCACCUGACCACAGAGACAUGGUCACAUGAUCCAUCAGGGGUCAAUAAUAACUGUCAUCCUUCUGUCAGACCAGUACAUCAUCCUGGGAGCUCAGAGGGACUCACUGGGUCCAGGAGCAGUCAAGUCUGGAGUCGGGACAGCAAUACUCCUGGAGCUGGCUCGGACCUUCUCUGCCAUGGUGACGAAUGGUAAGAUCACCUGGACACGGGUGAGACAACAGCGGUGAUGCUGCAAACGCGAAUGCUAGGCCAUAGAGCAGGUACGCCUGUGACCUUCCUGAUGCUCAAAGGAUCGAGGACGAGGAAUGUAGGCAGUGAUAUGCUAACAGCUCCAGGAAUAGGCCUCAUGUAUUUAAAAGCAGAUGUCCUUGUGUCUCCUGCUGUCUUCCUUUCUCUGUGUGUCCCGUCUCAUAGAAAAGACACAGGUGUUAGGUUAAGGCUAACCCCCAAUUUCCACCUUCAUCCUGAACGUCUCCUAAAAGGUCAUAUCCUCCGAUCGUAGCUGAUCGUAACCAUUCAAGUUAACGUGUCAAUUUACACCGACUUCUUUCCGUUCCUCUGCGGAUCGCUGGACUCCUCAGCUGAUCACAAGAGUUCUAUUUUUUCUGGACGCCGCAGAAUGCCGAUAUGAGGGACUGAGCAGGGCGACGCACAGCCGAGGAAACAGAAAACACCAUGGAUGAGGAGAUGCUGAUUCUAGAAGUCUAGAAGUAGGAUUCCUCCUCUGGAAGGACACAAUCUACUGCUUAUAUGUCUAUGUGGCUGUCUUUAGAGAGACAACUCAUUAUCGCGCGAUUGAACGUGAAUCUGCGGGUUCUUGUGAGUUCUCGCGAUUCCUGCUGUCCGUAAUCCGCCACGAAAUUCGACUCACAAACGGAGCCGGUAGGAAUUGGCGUACGGAGAAAAUCGUUGCCGUUCUGGAUGUGGUUGAAAUCCUGGGUAAGCGCCCUCUAUCUCUGACCUUCACCACACAGGCUUCUGUGUUUGUACCCGCAGGUUUUAGUCCCAGACGCAGUUUGUUGUUCGUCAGCUGGGAUGCUGGAGAUUUUGGAAACGUGGGAGCAACAGAGUGGCUUGAGGUUUGUCCAAUCAGAGAGCAGAAAACAUCUAUCAAACACCACAGAAGAAGAACCCGAAGAGGUGUCUGUGGUGGCAGAGUAACUUUUGACCUUUGUUUGCCAGGGUUACCUGUCCAUGCUCCACCUGAAGGCUGUGGCCUACUUCAGUCUGGACCAGGCCAUCAUGGGUAACACAGCUCUCAGCCAAUCACAGAGGACUAUAUCUAAGUCUAAGCCAAUCAGGGAUGAGAUGAAAUAAACACCUGUCCUUUGAUUUACCUGUCUGUCCGCCUGCAGGUGAUGACGUCCUGUCUGCCUGCAGCAGUCCUCUGCUGGUCGACCUUCUGGAUGCUGCUAUCAGACAGGUGAACAGCGCGUUUGAUUAUCAGUGAUGUCACUUCCUGUCAUGCUAGAUUUCAUUAUUGCUUGUGGCCCUGUGUUUGAUUGACAGGUGGAGCAUCCCAAACAUGCAGGACAGACCAUCUACAGCCAGGCUGAGAGAGAGGGCGGCAGCUGGAGAAUGUGAGGCUAAUACACACACUCACACUCAUACACACACACACACACACACACACACACACACACACACACACACACACACACAUACGCACACACAAACACACUCAUACACACACCUGCGCACACACCAUGAUCCUUUGCAUGCUAAUACGAUUGUACUUUAACUGAUGAUGGUGUCAUAUUUUGUGAUGUUAGCUAUGCUAGCUGAUUAGCCCACUAGCUGGUUAGCCCGGUGGUCACUUGUAGCUAAAAUGAACGGGCAGCACUACCUAACACCGUGGUCAUGGUAGAGACACAACAGGCAAUCAUCGACGGGAACAGGCCUUUUCCGUUCAGGUCAGUGUGACACGUCUGCAGAAGUAACAAUAGGGUGACCAUAUUCUGACUUCCCUAAAAGAGGACACGACUACGCAGGGGCGGAGUCACGGAGUCGCAUGAAGUUAAUUUUGAGAGUUUCUCAGUUCAGAUCGAGUGUCUUUGAUGAGCUUCUAACUCAGUAAGUCCAUGUGACACAAAAUUGAAACUCUUGUACAAAAGCCGGACAGCCCCCCAAAAAGAAGACAUGUCCGAGUAAAAGAGGACGUAUGGUCUUCUAGCUAACAACAGCAGAGUCCUUCAAAACUGGGUACUUCACUGGGUUAGCGUUGUGUCAUUCAAAAGAACUGAACUGCUGAGUGAACGACGUGAACUGAAUCACUCAGAGACCUGAUUUUUUCCUUUUCUGGUCGGGAGUGGAACUGCCGCCUUUCAGUCUUUGGCGACUGACAGCCAGCAAGCGAGCGGGUGGGCAGAGUCUCGUGAUUUGCUCACAGCGAAUGAACAACAUUUAUCAGUCAGACUGUGAACGAAACGAACGACUUCUGAACGACUUGAGUCAGGCAGAGGAGGGAGGGGUGUAGUAUCGACUCGCGCUCGUUUGGCGGCGUGCUGCUCGCUGCUGUGUUGUAUCCGCCGACAGACGGCGACACACAGAGAGGUGAUUUUUUCAGGGUAGGGGAGUGAUUCUUCCUUCAGGACUUGGCGAAUGAACGACAUGAGUCACCCAGUGAACGACGCUGUGACUUCAGCAGGAGGGGAGGGGCUAAUGAACGAACUCGCCGCCGUGUCACUCACUGGUGUACUGCAGCGACAGGACGGGGCUCCAAAGAACUGACUGAUUCAGUGAACGAAUCUUUUGAGGGAAUCGUUUAAUGAUUCUAAAGAUUCAGUCAAAAUAACUGAUCGUCCAUCACUGUUCUGCUCGUCUCCUCAGUAUGAAGCCGCUCUACCUGAACAGCGGAGCGUACAGCUUCACGGCGUUUGCAGGAGUCCCAGCCAUGGAGCUCAGGUUUACUGAGGUGACACACACACACACACACACACACACACACACACACACACACACACACUCAGAUCAUGGUAGACGUACCAUCAGAUGUGUUCAUCCUCAUGAUCAGCUGUUUUGUGUGUUGUCAUGUUUUCUCUCACUUCCUCGCCCCUCACUGUUUCUUAUUGAUGUGUCACAUGGUGUCAUGUGACAUCACAGGUGUCAUGUGUGCAGGUGUGCUUUCCACAGGUUGAUGUGUGUGUGUCUGUUCAGGAGCGAGCAUACCCGUUCGUCAACACACCGUUGGACACCGCCUCUCGCCUACAGGAAGUGCUGGGGGGUCGUCUCGGGAUGACGGGGCGGAGCCUGGGGGAGCUGGUGGGCGAGAUGGUUCUGCGAUUGGCUCAUGAUCACAUCCUGCCACUACGCAUCACUUCCUACGCACAGACGGUGCUGCAGUUCAGCGCUCAGCUCAACAGACACUCUGCAGAGCUGCAGGUACUCAGUCUCACCUGAGUCCGCACCGUUUACAGGAACUCCGAGACGUCUUCAAGUUUUUAACGUUUUUAUGUACGAAAAAUUAUUAAAACCUUCGUAGAAAGAAGAUCCAGGUUCAUGUUUCCCAUCGUGUGCCUCUGUAGACCUCAGUGAACUCAGCAGACCAGGUUCUGUAGACCAGAAUGUGGUUUCAUAUCAUAUGAAGGUCUUCCCUGAAAAAGUCCCAGUCUGGAUGGCAGCAGAUGUUGCUCCUAAACCCCAAUUUUCACUGCUUCCAGAACAGCUCCGAUCCGGAAUGGUGGUGAUUUUCACCAUCCGCCAAUUCCUACCAGAUCCGUCUGUGAGGCCGUGGCAGAUUACGGACAGCGGGAAUCACGAGACUUACAAGUCUCACAAGAACCCGCAGAUUCACGAUCAAUCACACGAUAACGAGUUGUCUCUCUAAAGACAGACACAUAGACAUAUAAGCAGUAGAUUGUGUCCUUCCAGAGGAGGAAAUCUACUUCUAGACUUCUAGAAUCAGCAUCUCCUCAUCCAUGGUGUCAUCGGGGUGAAAUGACGUCUAAAAACCUUUCACUUGUUCGUCUCCGCCCGUUUGCAUGGUGUGAAAUACGAUCCUCCUGAAACACGGAGUGUUUUAUUUUGAAAAGAAGCCGGAUGUUUUAUUUUGUGUCUGUGCCCGACUUCCUUUCCAGCACGGGUUAAUCUGUGCUGAAUUUAUCCGCCAUGCUCCGGCGUCCAGAAAAAAUAGAACUCUUGUGAUCAGCUGAGGAGUCCGGCGAUCCGCAGAGGAACGGAAAGAAGUCGGUGUAAAUUGACACGUUAACUUGAAUGGUUACGAUCAGCUACGAUCGGAGGAUACGACCUUUUAGGAGACGAUCAGGAUGCGGUGGAAAUUGGGGACAAACGUGGAGAUCUUGUUCAGCGUUCAUGGUACCAGUGUUUGUGGUUCUGAGGUGGUGUAAAGACAGGACUUGUCUCUGUGUUCCCAGUCCAGAGGUUUGUCUCCUCAGUGGGUGUUCAGUGCCAGAGGAGAUUACAGCCGAGCGGCCGAGACGCUGCAGAGAGCCAUCGACUACAGCGACAUGCACGACCUGAUCACCGCUCGCUCCUACAACACCCGAAUAAUGAGGGUACGAACUCCGCAGACACAAGAGCUGGUAUCAUUUACUAACAUACAGACGUUGGAGUUUCAACAGUUUACUCGUUAGCUAAAGUCACGUUUAAUAAACGCAGGAGUUUUUCUUUGCAUUAUUUUUUUACUUUUAUUUUGGAGGGACAACAGGAAUAAGGCUGUUGAAGUGUGUGUUUGUUGACUCACUCACAUUAAUUAAACUUCCUUCAGCGUCUAACAGCAUGAAAAUAACUUCCUGUUUCUGUCCCCAGGUGGAAUACUACUUCCUGUCCCAGUACGUGUCAGUCGUGGAGACGCCGUUCCGUCACGUGAUCCAUGGCCGAGGUAACCACACUCUGAGCGCGCUCACUGAGCACCUAGCCCUGCUGACCUCUGACCCCGAACGCUUCGACGAGAAACACUUCAGACGACAGCUCGCCUUCUUCACCUGGACGCUGCAGGGCGCCGCCCACGGCCUGAGCGGGGACAUACACAACACACACACAUAUACACACACACGCUGAAACACAACACACACACACACACACACACACACACACGCACACACACACGCACACACACACACACACACACACACACACUUCAUGGUUCAAGAGUUUCAGAGUUUCCUGUUUCAAACUGAAGCAAGAGUCUCAUUUAUUCACUCAUUUACUCACUUAUCCAUUCACUCACUCAUUCAUCCAUUCAUUCAAUUAUUCAAUUUAUUUCUCUUUUCACUCAUUGGUUCAGUCCCCCACUCACUCACAAACUCACUCGCUCAUUCAUUCACUCUUUCAUUCACUCAUUUAUGCUAUCAUUCAUUAAAACACUUAUUCAUUAAUUGAUUCCCUCACUAACUCAAUUAUUCAUUCACUCAAUAAGUUAUUAAUUCGGUCACUCAUUUAUCCAUUAACUCACUCACUCACUCACACAUUCACUUGCUCACUCACUUAUUCAUUCUCUCAUUUAUUCAUUCACUCAUUCACUGACUCAUUCAUUCACUCACUCAUUCAUUAAUUGAUUCGCUCACUAACUCAAUUAUUCAUUCACUCAAUAAGUUAUUAAUUUGGUCAUUCAUUAACUCACUCACUCACUCAUUCAUCCAUUCACUCACUCACUCACUCAUUCACUCACUCACUCACUCACUCAUUCAUUUACUCACUCACUCGCUCAUUCAUUCAAACUUUCACUCACUCAUUUAUUCUAUCAUUCAUUAACUCACUCAUUAAUUCAUUGAUUCACUCACUAACUAACUCAAUUAUUCAUUCACUCAAUAAGUUAUUCAUUCGGUUAUUCAUUAACUUACUCACCCACUCAUUCAUCCAUUCAGUCAGUCAGUCAGUCAGUCAGUCAGUCAGUCACUCACUCACUCACUCACUCACUCUCUCAUUCAUUCAUUCUCUAACUUACUCAUUCAUUUACUCGCUCAUUCACUCACUCACUUACUUACUUAUUCAUCCACUCAUUUAUCCACUCAUUUACUUAUUUAUCCUCACUCAUUUAUUCACUCUCUAACUCACUCACUCACUCACUUACUAAUUCAUUCAUCCAUUCUGUAAUUCAACCAUUUACUCACUUACUCAUUCUUUCAGUUGUUCAUUUUUUCACUCACUCACUCACUCACUCACUCACUCACUCACUCACUCACUCACUCAUUCAUUCAGGCUGAGACUCUUGCAGACCAGCUCUCACAGUUAAAAUCCUCCCGUUGUGUUCCUCUUCAGUAAACACCGAUCUUCUGUCUCAUUCAUGGGUUUGUCACCAGGGGGCGACAGAGAGCGUUUCAGAGUUCUGCUCAGACGUUAAUGAUUCUAAACUAGAAUCACGAGCGCUCAAUAGCUGGAUGUUUUUUUACGACUGUGUUUGAAUUAAAAUCUGUUAAAAGGACUUUUUUUUUCAUCACUACUUCUAAACACAAGAUUAUGUUUUAUUUUGAAAGUAUUCACCUCUUCCUGUUGGAGGGCACAGAGAAUUAAAGGUUUUACAUGCUGUCUUUAAAGUUCGAAACACUGAUUUUAUUUUGAAGGAUGGAGUCUGUUAAGUUUGUGCUUUUAUUUUGAAGUUUUAUAGACUCUUAAUUUGGCAGAUUGAUUGUGUGUUUAAUAAAGCAGAGAAACACAGUGAGGAGCAUAGAACCAAGGAGACUUUUAUUCUGAAAGGACCCCAAACAGGAAGUUGUCCACAGAGGUGACUCUCCUCGUUUCAUUGGCUCUGUGGUGUCAUGUGACCUGAAAGACAGACAGAUACUCUGUUAUGGUUGUAAGUGUCCACUGGGGGGCGCUGUGACCGACUGAUCCUCACUCGACCUGCUCUGAGAUCCUGAGACCAGCAUCAGGUAUCAUGACAGGAACUCGGACUCAGGGAACCGGGUCCACAUUAGAACUGGACUUGGGUUGGUUUAAGUGAACGGACUCGAACACUCGGUCAUCAGGUCAGCCUCGUUAACUCGUUAACUCAUUAACUCGUUAACUCGAUAACUCUUUAACACGAUAACUCGUUAACUCCUCCUCCUUUGAUCACCUCCAGUCCUCCUCCUCUGUGAUCUCACCUACAAAGAGACUUUUUCCAGUCCAUCAACAGCAGGGGGCGCUGUCUCUCCUCCUGGUUCUCCUCCCAGUUCUCCUCCCAUCUCACCUCCUCCUGGUUCUCCUCCUGGUUCUCCUCCCAGUUCUCCUCCUGUUUCACCUCCUCCUGGUUCUCCUCCUGUCUCUCCUCCUGUUUCACCUCCUCCCGUCUCUCCACCUGGUUCUCCUCCUCCUGUCUCUCCUCCUGUUUCUCCUCCUCCUGUCUCUCCUCCCGGUUCUCCUCCUCCUGUCUCUCCUCCUGGUUCAACUCCUGUCUCUCCUCCUGGUUCUCCUCCCGUCUCACUUCCCCCUGUCUCACCUCCCCCUGGUUCUCCUCCUGUCUCUCCUCCUGUUUCUCCUCCUCCUGUCUCUCCUCCUGUUUCUCCUCCUCCUGUCUCUCCUCCUGGUUCAACUCCUGUCUCUCCUCCUGGUUCUCCUCCCGUCUCACUUCCCCCUGUCUCACCUCCUCCUGGUUCUCCUCCUGUCUCUCCUCCUGGUUCUUCUCCUGUUUCACCUCCUCCUGGUUCUCCUUCUGUCUCACCUCCUCCUGUUUCUCCUCCUCCUGUCUCUCCUCCUGGUUCUCCUCCUCCUGUCUCCUCUCCCGUCUCCUCUCCUGUCUCUUCACCCUCUAUCUCACCUCCUUCUUCCUCACCUCCUGCAUCUCCUCCUGUUUCUUCUCCUCCACCCUCCUCCUCUCCUUCUCCUUCCUCUUCUUCAUCUUCACCCUCCUCCUUGCUCUCUUUUUCUCCUCCUCCCUCCUCACCACUUUCUUUCUCUCCUUCCUCCCCCUCUUCCUCUGUCUCUUCCUCCUCCUCCCUAUCAUCCUCAUCUCCUUCUUCCUCCUCUUCCUCCUCCUUCUCUUCCUCUCCUUCUCCCUCCCCCUCUCUCCCGUUCUCUCUUUUUCCUUCCCCCUCUUCUUCCUCCUCUUCUCCUUCAUCACCCACUCCCUCUCUCUCUUCAUCUCUCCUUCCAUCCUCUUCCUCACUCUCAUCCUCCCCACCCUCUUUCCUUUCUCCUCCUUCUCCCCUUCUUUCCUCGCUGUCCUCCUUCUUUUUCUGGACGUCCUUUACUUCCUUAUCCUCUUUUUCUUCUUUUUCUUCUUCUUCUUCUCCUCCUUUGUUGCUCCCCUCCUCCCCUUCUCCAUGAUCUCCUCCCUCCUCCUCCUCCUCCUUCUGCUCCUUCUCCUCUUCAUCACUUGUUUGGGCGGAGUCGCUCUGAAGUGAAACAGAAACAGUUUUUGGUUAUUGAAGCUCGGGUUAGUGAGGAAGAGGAGGAAGAGGAGCUCUCUGAUUGACCCUCACCUCCUCCUCUCCUUCGGCGCUGUCUGACCUCGUCACUCUUCUUCUGUGGAUCUGAAACAACCAAAGAAACGAUCAUGUGACCUGUCUCAUGACACGAACUUCAGAACAGCUUUUAACAGAAACAGCUGAUUCAACGCAAAAAUAUAAAAAAACACAACGAUCUAAAAAAGGCCAAACAUGAUUAAACUUUCAGGAAGCAAAAUUAAACAUGAAACAACUUUUCAAAAGUAAACAUGAUUAAAUUUUUUAAAAUAAAGUAAAACAUGAUUAAACUUUCAGGAAGUAAAGUGAACCAUUAGACAACUUUCUGAAAGCAAAACGAAACAUGAUAAAACUUUUUUAAAAAGUAAAGUAAACAUAAUUAAACUUUUUAAAAUAAUGUAAAACAUGAUAAAACUUUUAAAAAUGUAGUUAAAUGUGAUAAAAGUUUUUUUUAAGAACUGUAAAACAUGAUUAAACUUUUAUAAAAAAAAAGUCAAGUUAAACAUGAUAAAACUUAUUAAAUCAAGUAUAACAUGAUUAAAGUUUUUAAAAUAAAGUAAAACAUGAUAAAACUUAUUAAAUCAAGAAAACAUGAUUAAACUUUUAUUUAAAAAAUUAAAGUUAAACAUGAUAAAACUUAUUAAAUCAAGUAUAACAUGAUUAAAGUUUUUAAAAUAAAGUAAAACAUGAUUAAACUUUUUUUAAAUAAAGUAAAACAUGAUUAAAGUUUUUUAAAUAAAGUAAAACAUGAUUAAAGUUUUUAAAGUAAAACAUGAUUAAACUUUUUUAAACACAAACAGGUUCUGAGCGGAUAAACGAGUCGAUCGCUGAGAAAUCGUCACACUUACUGACACGCUCAGACUGAGGCUCAGCAAACACAAGACCAUCAGGGUGACCUUCAUCAUCAUCACUGAGGAGGAGGAGGAGGGAGCAGGAUUUAGUCCACAUGACUACUAAUACUACUGAUUCCACUAAUACUGCAGUUAUUACUAAUACUAACAACACGGCUAAUAACACAGAUUAAAGAAUCUAAUCUCAUGCUAAAGUUACAGUAAGAUGCUUUAGUCUAAGAGAAGCUGCUAAUCUUCACAUUUAAGGAGCAAAUAUGUGAAGUUUGGUUUCAGAACUGACUGAAAAAUAACCCCAAAUUAAUUUGCAAUUUACGUUUUUUUUAUGAUCUUGUGAAUAAUUCAACUAAAAAGUUGUUUUUCCACUGUUCUUUUAAAACUUUGCACAGGCCUGCAGCUAAAAAACUCUAUUGUUGUUCAAAGGAUCUGUGGUAAUAUUUGGAGUAUUGACAAGAAAACAGUAACCAGUAGUUUAACUUUUAUAGGAGAAACAUUGCAUCGCUAAAAAUGUUAAAGGUUUCUGUAAAAGUUUCAAAUUUUCUGUAAAAGUGCAAAAGAUUUCUGUAAAAGUUUCUAAAGUUUCUGUGAGAUAUUCAAGAAUUUCUUUAAAAUUAUUAAGAGAUUCUCUGAAAGACUGAAGAGUUUCUCUAAAAGUUUAAUGUUUUUUUGUAAAAUAUUCAAAUAUUUCUGUGAAAGUUGAACAAUUCUGUAAAAGUAUAAAAAGUUUCUGUUUUAAAAGUUCCUUUGAAAGUUUCUUCAAGAUAUACAAAAAUUUCCGUGAAAGUAUAAAAAGUUUCUCUAAAUGAAUAAAAAGUUUCUGUAAAAGUUUUUAAAGUUUUUGUAAAAUAUCCAAAAAUUUCUGUAAAAGUUAAAAAAAUUCUGUGAAAGUAUAAAAAAUUUCUCUAAAAUUUUCAUAGAUUUCUGAAAAAAAGUUUCUCUAAAUGUAUAAAAGUUUCACUAAAAAAUUCUGUAAAAGUAUAAAAACUUUCUGUAAAAUUAUAAAAAGUUUCUGUAAAAUUAUAAAAAGUUUCUGUAAAAUAUCUGAAAGUUUCUGUAAAAGUAUUAAAUGUUUCUCUAAAAGUAGUAAACAUUUCUGUAAUAGUAUAAAUAAUUUCUGUGAAAGUAUAAAAAGUUUCUGUUACAGUAUAAAAACUUUCCGUAAUAGUAUGAAAAGUUUAUGUGAAAGUAAAAAAAGUUUCUGUAUAACAAUAAAAAUUUUCUGUUAAAGUAUAAAAAGUUUCUGU
Messenger RNA from Xyrichtys novacula (pearly razorfish), 18701 nucleotides. NCBI's taxonomy places the organism in Eukaryota, Metazoa, Chordata, Actinopteri, Labriformes, Labridae. The record is from the annotation of a GenBank genome assembly.